Molecule: messenger RNA, 2421 nt
Organism: Sinocyclocheilus grahami
Lineage: Eukaryota; Metazoa; Chordata; Actinopteri; Cypriniformes; Cyprinidae
Product: E3 ubiquitin-protein ligase LRSAM1-like
Exons: 26
Coding region: 142-2322 (726 amino acids)
Cellular component (GO): cytoplasm
Molecular function (GO): protein binding
Source: RefSeq, a predicted model, not a curated record
CAACAUCCGAGAGGUUGUUCCUGGUGUGUGUACUGCCAGAGAGGGAGUAUACUAGUCAGUCAAUUGUCACACUAACAUCCAGUGGCUUUUGUGGAUGUUGUGGGGUUUUGACUGGGCAAACAAAAUCUCACUUGCCUCAGGAUGUUUCUGUUCUCCAAAAAGAAGAAACCCAGUGAGGAUUCCAUAAAACGCCUGGAAUACCAGCUAUGCCUGGCCAAAGAAGCAGGUGCUGAUGAUGUUCUGGACAUUUCUGCCUGUGAGCUUGCAGAGGUUCCCUCCAGUGCCUUCUCCAUAUGUAAAGUCCUCCAGAAGAAAGUGUUAAUUCUUCAUGGAAAUGACCUGAGGUCACUUGUUCCUAAAAGUUGCUUCAUUGGUGCCUUAGCAACUUUAAAGGUGUUGGACCUGCAUGAAAAUAUGCUCACAUCACUUCCUGAUGACAUCGGGCAGCUUUUGUCCUUGCAGGUGCUGAAUGUAGAGAAGAACCACAUUAAACAGCUGCCGGACUCUAUAGGGGAUUUACGGUAUCUACAGACACUUAAUGUGAAAGGGAACAGCCUUACUGACAUUCCUGUGUCUGUGGGACGCAUGAGUAGCCUGCGUACACUAGACAUAAGUGAGAACAGCAUUAGAGAAUUACCUAAAGAACUGGCCAGUGUUCGUACUUUGGAAAGCCUGAUUCUGGAUGCACAGGUUAUGAGAUAUCCACCUGCAUCAGUGUGCACGGCCGGCACAGAGGAAGUGCAGCGCUACCUCUGUUCAGAGAUGAGUCUGGAGUAUUGCCCUCCAUCCCAGUAUUUGCUGCCUGUGCUGGAGCAUGAUGAAGGGAAGCAGGAGAUGGAUUGUGUUGAUGGUGAAGAGAUGGCCUGGCAGAGCAAAUUCAUGGACUAUGAGAAAAGAAAGGUGCAGAAACAGCUGGAAAAGUUGAUUUUUGAGAAAGAUCUUGAAGAGAAACAGAGAGAGCACACUCAGCUCCUCCUCCUCAACAACUCCCACAAAGAGGAUGUCCUGCUGUCUGUCAAACUGUCUCUGUGCUUUUCUGUCUCUCAGGAGCAGCAACGGUUGGAGUUAGGUGUGUCUCAGCAGCAGAAGGCCCAGGAGACAGAGAGGCAGAAAAUGCUGGAUAAAGUACAUCUGGCAGAGAGCAAUAUCAUGAGUCGCAUCUCUGACCUCCUACUUGAUAACAAACGCCAGGCAAAGAGCGCCGAGUUUCUGCAAGCUCUGGAGGAAGACCGUAUACGAAUGGAACACCUUACUGCCAUCACACAGGAUGAAGCCAACUCUCUUAGGAAGAAGGAAGUGGCAAGUGCCAUGCAGAGGAUGCUGUCAGAGAGCUACUCUUUAAGGUUACUUCAGGAGGCCAGGGAAGCCAAGACACAGAUUCUGUUGUCUGAGACCUGCAGGAGUUUGGACUAUAUGGAUAGGAAGUUUGACCAAGUGUUGUCCCUGCAGCAGCUAGACAAAAGCAAAGCCAUUAGUCAGAUCCUUCAAGAGGAGGAAAUGCAGAAGGCAGCCUUUGAAGCCCUCCAACUCCAGAAGGACAGUGUGCAUGCUUACAUCCGUAAUCAGAUUAAACUCAUAGAGACAGAGUUAAUGCAGUUGACAAAGCUGGAGGUUAAGAGGAGGAAUUUGGACACUGAGAACCUGCAGGAGGUGCUGGCUGACCAGAGGACUGCUCUGACUGACCUACUGCUGCAGUUACUCAAACAGAAGGACCAAAGGGAGGAGGAGCUCAGGAUGGUUUUGGUGGAGAUGGAGCAGAAAAGUGAAUCCAAUCAGCAGAACUACUGGAUGAUCCAGUAUCAGAGGCUCCUGGAUGCCAAACCUCUGUCUCUGCGGAUGCAGGAGGCAGCUGUAGAUGCAGAUCUGGGGAAUCUGCUGUGUAAACUCUCUGCUCAACACUACCUGCCAAUCAUAGCUCACCACCGAAUCACUGCUGAGGCCUUGCGACACAUGACCACUAAAGACCUUAGAAAGUUGGGGAUCAAUGAGGUUGGCGUGCAGAAAGCUCUUCUCCACUGGGCCAGAGAACGCACUCUGUCUGAUCCAAAAGAGAUACAGGAAGCUGGUCCAUCCACUCCAAGCACCCCACUUCAACAGCAGCUCACUCCUCCACUGACCCCCAGCACCCCCCUCACCCCCACUGCCCCAAGUCCUGAUAGAUGGAGCAGUUCCGAGUGUGUGGUGUGCAUGGAACAUGAGUCACAGGUGAUCUUCCUGCCGUGUGGACAUGUAUGCUGUUGCCAGACCUGCAGCGAUCCCCUGCAGUCCUGCCCUCUGUGCCGUGGCUCUAUAUCUCAGCGGGUCCGUCUUUACCACGGCUAAAGCUGGCGAGUGUCCUACCAUGACACUCUUCAGUUGACAAGUAUUCUUCCUCUACUUUAUCUUCAUCUAUGCCUGAUUCAAGCUCCCGAGGUUCUGAGA